AUGGCAGAGCUGCUAGCCCUUGCAGCUAACGAAAACAGGGUCAAAGAUAUCAAAUGUGCUCUCUGUCGCAAGAAGACACCUCCUACGAAUCCAGUCCAGAGCUCGAACUGUGAACAUAUCUACUGCAAAGACUGCCUUUUUAUUGCAACCAGCGGCCUGACCAAAAUGGGUCGCCCUCGUGUGCCUCCCCAGUGUCGCAUUCCUGGAUGCUCUCCGAAACUUGGAAUGGGACAAGAAGUGAAAACUCCGGAGUGCAUUGAUAAAGCUGUCAAGGCCAUCAAAGGGUUCAAGGAACCUGGACGAGAUAGUAUUGGGACGAGAUGGACUGGAGGCCCAAAAGACAUGGCCACGUUCUUUCGCGCUGUUUGUGGCCGCGAAGAUAUUGACUACGAUCCUGUCAAGAUGCCUCUGAGCUCCAAGGUGAAAGCCGUUUUGGCAGUAAUGCUGACUUGGAUGCAAGAGGCCCCUGAUGACAAGACCAUCAUUUAUGUGCAGUGGACUAGAACUGCAAAGUCCCUUGGCUGCGUCCUCGAAAGCAUGGGAAUCGAGUUCCUCUACUAUAACAGAAUGGCAAGCAAAAGCCAAAAGGCUAGAGCAUUGGAUGAGUUCGCCAACAACCCUGAAAUCAAGAUUCUGGUAUCGUCAAUGAAGUGCGGUGGGCAGUCUUUAAAUCUCCAGAUGGCCAACCGCGUCAUCAUCACUGACGAAUGGUGGAACAAAGCUGUUGAGGAACAAGCAUUCAAGAGGGUCUACAGAACUGGCCAGUUGAAAGAGACUCAUCUUGUUCGCAUCAUGGCGAAAGAUACCAUCGAUGAGCGUAUCAUCAUGCUGCAGGAUGCAAAGGAAGAGAUCAUCAGAGCUGCACUCCAAGAUGGGGAGUUGCAGCCAAACUUCUCCAACUAUCUUCAGCUUCAAAUGCUCUUCUCCGAAAAGGACAAGCAGACAUUGAUCUCUGAGAUGGAGCAGGAGACUCGUGCCAAACAGGCCAAGCAGUAA
Messenger RNA from Fusarium verticillioides 7600, 996 nucleotides. RefSeq lists its product as hypothetical. NCBI's taxonomy places the organism in Eukaryota, Fungi, Ascomycota, Sordariomycetes, Hypocreales, Nectriaceae. The coding region runs from base 1 to 996 and encodes 331 amino acids. The record is from RefSeq and is a predicted model, not a curated record. The transcript is spliced from 5 exons.